Molecule: messenger RNA, 2038 nt
Organism: Suillus clintonianus
Lineage: Eukaryota; Fungi; Basidiomycota; Agaricomycetes; Boletales; Suillaceae
Exons: 6
Coding region: 219-1976 (585 amino acids)
Source: RefSeq, a predicted model, not a curated record
CUGGACUUCGAGCAAGGCCAUGUGGGGGCAAGUCGCCCCGGUAUCUUGCCGGUGUCUUCACGACAUGUGACUGCGUAUGGACAUGAUGAAUUGUAUUCGCGGCUAAUGAUAUACUCGCCGCUGUUCCCCCACGCCUCCUCUCAAAGAGACGCCGUCAUUUUCAUUAUAAAGGCAGGCCAAUCUGGACAGGAUGUUGUCUCCUUAUCUGUCCCCCAGCAAUGCUGCGCUGGCUAUCCCUCACGCUUGUCCUGACGACUAGUGUUGCUGUGUUUGCCGACCCCUCUCUAGAAUCUAAAGAGCCAAGUGAUGCACUACCCAAGUGCCAGGCACAUGCCUGGGUGAGAGCACCUGACAUGGUUCCCGGCGAUGUUAUUGCAGGCGACGUCAAGGUUAAACUCAGGGGACCAUGCCCUGAUGCCGAGAGCUAUGUGCUUGGCUUGCGCUACAAGGAAAGGGUCUUCUGGAAGUUGAGACGGGAAGAUGCGCCGAUUCCGAAAAGGCCAAAAAUCAAGUAUAAUUCUACUGGCUUGAACCGUGAUUUGUUUCAUGUGGGGAUGCCCUUCCAGGACACCAAGGAUGCGGACUACAACAAAACGGAAUGGAUGACCUACCAGAAGUCUGUUCAGAACAAGGACUUGUGGUCUGUGCACGAGGAUGAACGGAUUGCCUUUGAGAUAAAGACACCCUUGGUCAGUACAGAGGGGGCAGAGCCGUUGCCAGCAAUCUUCACGACUCGGUUCGGAAUUCUGGUACCAAAUACAAACUACCCUCCAGGAUUAGACUACCGUAGAGGUGCAAGAUUAGGCUUUAACAGGGGAACUAAUACGAUAUCCAGCGAAUCUGUUUACGAAUACUUUGUUGAAAUAAAAUUCAGCAAUGGUACCGUGUCAGAGAUACCUGCGGGAAUUACGGCCUUCGCUCCGGUAUACCACCCCACAGACAAUGACGCGCCCCAUGUGAGCGUGUCUCCAGAAUACCGAGGCCCCAUUUCCGACUUGGGACCAUCGGUAGACAUGUUGAGGAGCAACUACACAAUUGAAAUUCACUUUCCUGACGGAGCUCAUGUUUAUCAAAACUCAACCGUGAAUAUAACGGCCACCGUUCAUAGGAUAGGAUACACGAAUCGGACAGAUAUUCCUAUGAGACUGUGCGCAUCUCUGCAACAGCCGAAUGACAUCGAAUGGCAUCCCCAGGAGCUCAAAAACCGAUCACAGACAAAUCGAUCACAACCAUUCACGCGGAUUCCGUUCAUUAGAGCAUUGGUCCCUUUCAUGCAGAAUUCGCACUUUUCAAUCCAUGCGGUCCCUUCAUUCACAUGUCAAGAGAUUGAUUUCGCGGCAGCUUCUACAAACUCGGCUCAUGAGGGUCACAUCUCUUCCACGUCCUCUGAGCCUCUUUCAUUGUCCAUCCACGCAGGCUGCGACACUGUUCCUGACUUUUCAACAUAUUAUCAGAAGCUGGAACAUCGUGUCAGUCUUAAUCUGCAUAUCAAGCCCGAUCCAUCAGAGCCAUGGGAGAAUGAACUCGAGAAGGUACAAUGGGAGAAGCAGAUUGCGGACAUGGAUGACACUGAUUUUGACUGGGUGCCCUGGACGCCAUUGACACACUCUCGUCGCCGAUUCCUUAGCGGAGACGCUUAUAUAUCAGUCAUCCCAAUGCAGAAGCAGGGACCUGUGCGAUCAACACCAGUCCACUACCUGUCUGACAAUGCUCGCCAACCAUUAUUUGUCAAUUCGUCGGACAUCACUGGCCUUCGUUUGAUGUUGCCUGAGGAACGUGAUGUCAUUGCCCCACUUGCGCAGCCGUCUAUCAAGGUGUUUCCCAAGGGAGAAGAACUUCUCCACAGAUACUUCAUUGGCACUGACAUGCAGCGGCCGAUAUACGUUGGAGACACCUGGGCUAAGAAAGUAUUGCCGAUGGUUGCUGAAGGGCAGCGCGAGAGAGAUACUAUGGACCGCUUGCUUGUUGUGCAGUGAUGAUGAUGAUCAGUUGGUAUAUUCAGACAUGGGGUUGUCGUACUCAAUUGGUGAAAAUUUCA